This is a messenger RNA of Nezara viridula (southern green stink bug), 2613 nucleotides long. NCBI's taxonomy places the organism in Eukaryota, Metazoa, Arthropoda, Insecta, Hemiptera, Pentatomidae. The record is from the annotation of a GenBank genome assembly.
AUGUCAAGAAUUAUCAUAAAGAAUUUGCCAACAAAUGUAUCUACAGAUAAAUUAAAAGAAAAAUUCAGUGAAUUUGGUAGAAUUACGGAUGUUCAGCUAAAAUAUACUUCUGAUGGAAAGUUUAGAAAUUUCGCUUUUAUUGGUUUUGAAACUGAAGAAGAAGCUAGCAAUGCUAUUGCAGCAUUAGACAAAAGUUUUAUUGGAACUCAUCGAAUUCAAGUUGAGACAUGUGCUGGAUUAGGUGGCAGUAAUAAACCUAAAGCUUGGAGUAAAUAUGCACCCGACAGCUCAGCAUAUAAAAAAAUACAUGGAAAACAGUUCGAAAAUAUUAAUAAUAUCUUAGAUGAAAUUUCAACUAAGAAAAAGAAAAAAAAUAUUAAACCAGAAAUUAUUGAAUCUUUAAAAAAGCAUUUAGAAGAUCCACAGUUUUUGGAAUAUCUUGAUGUUUGUGGGAAGAAAAAUUUAAUUACAAGAAUUAUUAAAGAUCAUGUCGAACCAGAAACUGAACAAGAAAAUUCUGUGCAAAAUCAUAAUCUAGAAAUAAAGAAAGAAGAUGAAAAAGAACAAGAUAAAACUAAGUCAGCUGCUUUUUCUUCUUUAUCUGAUUUAGAGUAUUUGAAACUAAAAACCAAAGGAAUCUCCUCUGUAAAUGAAGUUCCCAUCAGCUGUAGUGAAGAUAAAUCUGAACCAAAAAUAAAGUUAUUCAACAUCAAAAUUACUAAUUUACCAUUUAAAACAAAGAAAAAGGAUAUUAAAGAACUUUUAAACCCUUUGGUACCAGCAUCUAUUAGGUUCAUUGGAAACGUCAAAGGAGUUGCUUAUGUAGGAUUUCAAACUGAAAAAGAAUUGAGACAAGCUAUGGUUAAAAAUAAAACUUUCUUGAGUGGCAAACAAUUAUUGUUCCGUAAAGUUGAAGAAAAAAUCCAAUCUAAAAAACCAGACAAGUGGAAAAAACAAGAAGAAUCUCUGAAAAAUGAGGAGUCUAUCGCUGAGUCAGGAAGAGUUUUUGUCAGAAAUUUACCAUACUCAGUGAAGGAAGAAGAAUUAGAAUCCUUGUUUUCAACUUUUGGACCUAUUACAGAAGUAAUAGUUCCAGUUGACAAAAUUUCCCGGCAAGUUAGAGGUUAUGGUAUUGUAACCUUUCUGAUGCCUGAACAUGCUGUAGCAGCUUAUUGCAAAUUAGAUGGAACUGUUUUUCAUGGUAGGAUGUUGCAUUUACUUCCUGGAAAAGCAAAAGAAGAUGAAAAAGACUUAGAUGUUGAUGCGCCUUACAAAUCAAAAAAGGAAAAGAAACUUAAAGCAUCUGCAGGUUCUUCUCAUAACUGGAACACUUUGUUUUUAGAUCUUAAUGCAGUGGCUGAAGUUAUUGCAGGAAAAUAUGAAUGUACUAAGGAAGAAGUUUUGACUAGAAAAAAUGCAGCUGUAAAAUUAGCUUUAGGAGAAACUCAACUGGUUAAUGAAACGAGGCAGUUUCUGGAGGAUAAUGGAGUAUUGCUUGAUGCAUUCAAUCAGGAAGUUAAAACUAGGUCCAAAACAGUUAUUCUUGUAAAGAAUUUGCCUGCAAAGACUACUGCUGCUGAAAUCAGAAAGAUGUUUGCUAAAUAUGGAGAACUUGGAAGAAUAAUUUUACCUCCAACUGGGGUUACUGGUAUUGUCGAAUUCUUAGAACCUUCAGAGGCUCGAAAUGCAUUUAAACAACUUGCCUAUACGAAGUUCAAACAUCUUCCCCUAUACUUAGAGUGGGCUCCUAAUAAUACAUUUCAUAAAUCUAAUGAAGAAUCUGAAGAAAAGAUUAAUGAUUCGACCAUCAAAGUUGAGAGUAGUGAUGAUAAAAAUGUGAAAGAAGAAUCAAAAGAUGAUAUAAAAGUUCUUAAGAAGGAGGCUGAUGAUGAAGAGGACAUUGUACCUGAACCUAACACCACUUUAUUUGUUAAAAAUCUCAAUUUUGAAACUACUGAUGAAAGUUUAAAGCAGCAUUUCAGUAGUUGUGGGAAGAUUGCUAGUGCCCAAGUUUCAAAGAAAAAAGAUGCACGAAAUCCUGGAAAAUUGUUAUCUAUGGGUUAUGGUUUUGUUCAAUAUUAUCAACAAUCCUCAGUUGUUGAAGCGCUAAAAAACCUCCAAGGCUCUAAACUAGAUGGCCAUGCUUUGGAACUAAAACGUUCUAACAGGACAUUAAGUUCUGAAGCUGUAUUUACCCGAAAAAAGACCAAUCUUCAGUCACAGACUGGAAGUAAGAUCAUUGUGCGAAAUAUCCCAUUUCAAGCAACAAUUAAAGAAAUUGGAGAUCUUUUCAGAACUUAUGGAGAACUCAAAUUUGUCCGCUUACCUAAGAAAUUGGUUGGUACUGGACCUCAUAGAGGAUUUGGUUUUGUUGAAUAUUUAAGCAAACAUGAUGCUAAACGAGCUAUGAAGGCAUUAUGCCAAAGUACUCAUUUGUAUGGUCGUCGUCUCGUUCUGGAAUGGGCAAAUGAAGAUGAAGGUAUUAAUGAAUUGCGAAAGAGGACAGCUCAGCAUUUCCAUUCUGAUACAACUGAUAACAAUCACAAGAAAGCUAGGGCUGAUAUACCCAUUGAAGGUGAAGAAGAAGAGCAAGAAAUGUUAAUAGAUUUUUAA